Molecule: messenger RNA, 2222 nt
Organism: Annulohypoxylon maeteangense
Lineage: Eukaryota; Fungi; Ascomycota; Sordariomycetes; Xylariales; Hypoxylaceae
Product: ArfGap-domain-containing protein
Exons: 2
Coding region: 390-2105 (571 amino acids)
Biological process (GO): intra-Golgi vesicle-mediated transport; endoplasmic reticulum to Golgi vesicle-mediated transport; endocytosis
Cellular component (GO): Golgi apparatus
Molecular function (GO): GTPase activator activity; metal ion binding
Source: RefSeq, a predicted model, not a curated record
AACUAACCCAUAAUGGAUUAGUGAGAUUUAAUAUUCCUAAGAUAACGGAUUAACUUAAACUAGCGACAUCCGAACUGAUGUAUUCUAAAAUGUAGCAGUACUUUUCUUCUUCGGAAGGUACAAUCGGACGCUUGGACCAGUUACACGUACCGAAAGCCACAGUUUCGUCGAGGCUCAUUCAAGAUCGAAGUUGGAACUUGGAAUUCCAUUAACGGUGCCACACGACUAAGAUACCGCACUUAUCCUUCCACCUUCAAUUACAUACCCCCUUUCUCACAACGUUGAAACACAAUCUCCUAUCUACCCUUAUUUUUCGCCUUGCCAACGUUGAUCAGCUCGACUAUAUAUUCAACGUAUACUACUAAUUCCUCGCCAGUAGGGAUUACAUUAUGUCUAGACGGCCUCCUAAUCCGGCUGCUGAAAGGGCAGCCCAAAACUCGCAGACUAUUAAGAGCCUUUUGAAAUUAGAAGCCAACAAGAUAUGCGCCGAUUGUAAACGAAACAAACACCCGCGAUGGGCGAGCUGGAACUUGGGCGUCUUUAUCUGCAUCCGUUGCUCGGGAAUCCACCGAGGAAUGGGAACCCACAUAUCGCGAGUUAAGUCUGUCGACCUAGACUCCUGGACCGACGAACAAUUACAAAGCAUUCUGAGCUGGGGUAAUGCGCGCGCCAAUAAAUAUUGGGAAUCUAAAUUAGCAGCCGGUCACGCCCCUUCCGAAGCCAAGAUCGAGAACUUUAUUCGAACCAAAUAUGAGCUGAAACGAUGGGUAAUGGAUGGGCCGAUGCCUGAUCCUUCCGCCUUAGAUGUCGAUGGCGAUGACGAUGUUCCCUUAAGCAUCGUGAAGGAGAAGCAAAGUAUAGACAGAAAAGAGUCGAUUCGGAAGAGUUCCGUUGGCCAACAAAGUGGACCACGAGGUGCGGUCCCUCCACCUCCUCAAGCAGACCUCAUUGGCGGUGAUGAUAUUCCUCCUAGAGCGAACACUGCCGGGCCAGCCUCGUCGCAAGUUCCUCCCAAGUCAGCCCCAGCACCGCCAAAGGCAGUAAAUCCGAAAGACUCACUUCUGGGCUUGGAUUUCUUGGGCGAAACACCAGUAGCCCCCCCGCGCCCAGCAAGCACAAACAAUGCAGGCGGUGUGGGCGGCCAGUCGAGACCUGACUUAAAGCAAUCUAUUCUAUCUCUCUAUGCUUCGGCCCCGCGACCUCAGCAACCGCCCCAGCAGCCGUCGCAUUCAUCUACUGGAUCAUUCGGGGGGUUUGGAGCAAUGCAAUCCCCACCAUUACAGUCCCCGACAAUGGGACAUCAGCCUCAGAAGUCAACUAGCGGAGGACUCAAUGAUGCUUUCGCAAGUUUGAGUUUCGGAAAUAUUUCAGCGCCGAAGAGCCCCCAAACUGAUGCCUUCGCGGGGUUAACGACAAUGUCUAGUAAUCGGUCUACCCCCCAACCCGCAGGUUCAUCAUUCUCGAGUCUGAGUGGGGGAGGUUUCUUUGACCCCAAGCCGGCUCAACCGGCACCUCAACAUAAACCUUCGACAAGUACAUCGGAUGCUUUUAGUGCAUUCAGCGCGCCUGCUGCUGCGCCGAAACCAAAACCAACACAAUCUUCCUCGGCGGCCUUGGGCGAUCUCUUCGACUGGUCUAACCCUGCUCCUCAACCGGCUGCUGCCAAGCCGAUCCCCUCACCAACAUCAACGGGUUCCGUAUUCAAUCUUUCCGCGAAUCAACCAAAGCCAGCCCCCACGCCAGCGCCUCUCGCUAAUACUACUGCCUCUCUAAAUACAUCUGCUUUGAAUAAUUCGGACGUCUGGGGCAAUGCCUGGAGUAACCCCGCCCCGGCUCCAGUCCCAGCUUCGAAGAGCCCGCUAUCCGUUAAGUCCCCAUCGAUCAGUGCCGGUAACGACUUCGGCGCCUGGGGUAGCGCCGGAGGAUCUUUCGCUAGUCAGAGCCUAGUACCGGGCACAAGUGGAGGGUUUACUCCUGCGCCGAAGGUGGCAGCAGACGAGGAAUUCGGUGGGUGGACGAGUAGUACAGGAACUUCCAACAACAAUGGAUCGAAGUCCGGUGGUGGAUUCGGGAAUGAGGACCUAUUCUCUAACGUUUGGCAGUAAUAUGCUUGGCUCACUAGAUAUAGGCCACGAAAUUCGAUCGGAUUGGAGGUUUUGUACAGAAUAGGGGUUGAGUCUAUGAAAAUUGAGUUCCAAGACAUAGCUGUGUCUUCUAGCUAU